UAGCGGCUCCGUCUACAAAGACGAUUGUGACACAGCCCCUACCCCCAAAGUGUGCCCAGCCCUGCUGGGCCCAAGCCGAGGGGCGGAGAAUACCUGCCCGGACGGGACGCGGAGCUAAGGCGGCGAUAGGGAGGCGUGUAGAUCAGCCUUGUGGAGGGGCGGGAAAUCAGGGAAUACUUCUUGGAGGAGGUACACCCUGACUGGUGCGAGUGAGCCGGCCAGAGAACAGGACUUUGCGGUGCACCCUGGAGAAGCGCAGAUUUUGAAUAUACCAACUUUGCAUGAAAGUAUGUCAUAUGAUGCAACAAUACCAGUGGAAUGGUCUUCUGAAUUUCAUCAGUGGAAUCCACAACAGGUCUCUGAUAGAAUAUUUUUCAUUGAUGCUUCUAAUCUGAAUUUUACUACCAUUCCCUUGGAGAUCUUAAUAUUAAAAGAAUUGGAAGAAGUGCAUCUGGAAAAUAACCAGAUUGAAGAAAUUCCCCAGGGUAUUCAGCAUUUAAAGAAUAUUAGAAUCCUGUAUCUCAACAAGAACAAGCUGAGGAAGCUGUGUCCGGAGCUGGGGAAGCUGAGAUGCCUGGAGGGCUUGGACCUGAGCCACAAUCCCCUCCAGCCUGCCUCCCUGCAGGUCCUCAGCAACAUUCGUACCUUGAGGGAGCUCCGGCUCUACCACAUUGACCUGAAGGAGCUCCCCAGUGUCCUCUGCAAAUCCCUUCACCAUCUCGAGCUGUUAGGACUAAGUGGAAACUACCUGAAAGCUCUGCCCCAGGAAAUAGUAAACCAGACCAAGCUCAGGGAGAUCUACCUGAAGCAAAACCAAUUUGAAGUUUUCCCUCUGGAGCUCUGUCUCCUCUCCAACCUGGAGACCAUUGACUUGGAUGAGAACAAGCUGACUGUCAUCCCAGAAGAGAUGGGGGAGCUCAGAGGGCUGCAGAAGUUCUUUGUGGCUCGGAACAACCUUCCUUUUCUACCCGACUCUCUGUGCAGAUGUAAGUGCCUGUCGGUGCUGGAUUUCUCCUACAACCUCCUCCACUCCAUUCCGCAGAGCUUCCUCGAGCUCACGGAGAUGACGGAGAUCUCCCUGAGUGGGAACCGCCUGCAGAAGCUGCCGCGCUUCAUGGGCAGGUGGACCUCGCUGCGCCUGCUCUACCUGCAUGACAACAGUCUGCAGAAACUGCCGCGCUCCUUCCGGCGGCUGUGCAACCUGCGCUUCCUGGAUCUCAGUCAGAACCUGCUGGAGCGCUGUCCAGACCUGAUCUGUACUCUGAAGAACCUGGAGGUCUUGGCUCUGGAUGAUAACAAACUGUGCCAGUUACCUUCAGACUUUGGCUCACUUUCAAAACUGAAGAUUCUUGGACUAACUGGAAAUCAGUUCUUUUCAUUUCCAGAAGAAAUCUUUUCCUUACAGUCUUUAGAGAAAUUGUACCUUGGGCAAGAUCACGGAGUCAAACUCACCUGUAUAUCAGAGCACAUUGGAAAACUACAGAAUCUUAAAGAACUGCAUAUAGAGAACAAUGAUCUGGAGUACCUUCCUGCAUCCUUGGGAUCAAUGCCCAACCUGACAAUCCUUGAUUGCCACCACAAUUUGCUUAGGAAACUUCCAGAUGCCAUUUGUCAUGCACAAGCUUUGAAAGAAUUACUUCUUGAUGACAACAAGAUCACCGAUCUUCCAGAGAAUUUGGAUUCUCUAGUGAAUCUGAAAGUUCUGACACUGAUUGACAAUCCCUUGGAAGAACCCCCAAUAGAAGUGUGCAGCAAAGGCAUCGAGGCCAUAUGGGCAUAUCUUAGGGAAAAAAGAGAGAAGAACAAGAUGGCAACAAAGAUUCAGGCAUGGUGGCGUGGAAUAAUGGUACGGAAAGGGCUUGGACAAUAUGAAGAACUAAAAUCACGAAAGAAAGGAAAGAAUUCUCCAAAAGAUAAGAAAGGAAAGAAGACUGGAAAAGCAGCACCUGUAAAGAAGAAAAAAUAAUAUAGGUUAAUGAACUGAGGUAAUGAACUCUGAUAGAUUAAAAAGGCAAAAUGUCUAGGAGUUAGAUGUCUACUAAACUAAAUUUAUUCAUAGAAUUAUGUGGAAUUUGUAGAAUUAUGUUACAUAUAAAAAUAAAGAUUCUU
Molecule: messenger RNA, 2109 nt
Organism: Talpa occidentalis (Iberian mole)
Lineage: Eukaryota; Metazoa; Chordata; Mammalia; Eulipotyphla; Talpidae
Gene: LRRIQ4
Product: leucine rich repeats and IQ motif containing 4
Exons: 6
Coding region: 290-1966 (558 amino acids)
Molecular function (GO): protein binding
Source: RefSeq, a predicted model, not a curated record